CGUCCUCUUCAUCAUCCACCACACAUGUACUCAUCUUCUUCUAAAUUAUUUUAUUAUCUUUCCUCUUCUUCCUUCUAAUCACCCCGAGACAAUCUGCCCUUCCCAGUAACCAUGGGCGUCGCCGUUCUAAAUCCCCAGGACUGCUUGAAGCAUCCUUUAUCUCACAUGAAACAUCCACGUAACCCCAGCGCGUGCCCCAACAGGCAGAAAAAAACGGUUUCAAACCGCACGCGACGCAGCCCGCCGCGAAAACAAACCUCCCCAUCUCCCCCUGUAGCCCCGCCGCUUCCUAAGGGAACGGUGAAAAUGAGCCCCAACAACAACAACAACAACAACGUAGUCGUUGGUCAGGUUAGAAUCCUGAAGCGCGGCGAGGGGAUCCCCAAGAAGACAGCAGAUCUGGUCGUAGAAAAGACAGAUCUUGUGUCUACUCGUAGGAUCGGACCAGAUCCAGGAUCGAUGCCAAGUCAGAUCCGUUUACCCGCCCGCAAAGCAAAGACCGUCCCGUUUUACGCCGGUCCCGUAACCAUGACAUCACCUCCUCCAAGCGACGUCCCUCUUCCAGCCUUUUUCGCCGCAAAGAAGAGCGUCUCUUUGUUCCAAGCCACCGACGCUACCAACGAAAUCAUCAGGAUGCUCCGCAUAAACAUCGCGUGACCGCGUAUCGCCGAUGUUCCACUGUUAUUCCAUUUCCGGAUCGAAUCUUUCAAAAAAAUCAUCUACAGACGAUGAAAUCGAGAAGGUGAAGAAACAGCAUCUUCAGUUAUGAAACCGUUUCGAAUCUUCCCUUAUUUUUUCAAGGGGCAAGGUCGAAAUAUCUUCUUAACAGGUCUUAGUUUCUCUUCGAGUUUAGUGUUUGUAUAGAGUACUUGUUCAUAGGCUUUCUUUUUUUAAUUGUGUCUUUGGGUAUCUCCUGUGUUAGUUGCCGGUUUACUUUUAGGUUCGUCUUUCUUCUGUUGUGUCUCUUGUUGUUUCUCACCGUAGGCAAAGUAUCAGAGAUAUGUAUGUAUCUUUCUGGCAAUAUGCAGAUUACAGUUUCUGUAUUACUUUGAUCUUUCGAUGUAAGAUCAGUAUUUCCAUCUUUAUAUUAAUCGAAAUUAAGUUUUAUUUGGCUUUUA
Molecule: messenger RNA, 1118 nt
Organism: Brassica rapa (field mustard)
Lineage: Eukaryota; Viridiplantae; Streptophyta; Magnoliopsida; Brassicales; Brassicaceae
Product: proline-rich protein 36
Source: RefSeq, a predicted model, not a curated record